AUGGAUAGAUCCGAUUGUGGGAUUUUGCAGGGACCCCAAAUAACCCCAGAGGAGGCUUCUUGUUUUGACACCAUUCCAGACGUUCCGAUCUAUCGCCCCAAGGAGUCUGAGUUUCGCGAGUUUGCUAUGUGCAUGUCGCUCAUCGAGCGGAUGGGGGCGCAUCACAUGGGCCUCUGCAAAAUUAUUCCUCCAACUUCCUGGUGCCCACGCCGCAGUGGCUACAAGGAUAUCAACUUCACUAUCGAGAAGCCCAUAGUUCAAUUUUGCACUGGCACCGGUGGCAUCUAUCUUCAGGAUGUGCGUGCUCAGAAGAGCAUGAGUUUCAAGAGGUAUGCAAAGAUGUCGAAUUCUUCUCGACUCCAAACACCAAUGCAUGCUAGUGUGAAUGAGCUGGAGGAGAUCUAUUGGAAGUCAAUCCACCGCCUGCAGCCAUUGUAUGGAGCCAACGUGAGUGGUAGUUUGACCGACCCAGAUCAACCCUAUUGCAACAUUUCCAAGCUGCGCUCCAUGCUAAGUGACAUUCUAGCCCAAGAGGACAUUGAAAUUGGUGGUGUAAAUACUCCCUAUCUCUAUUUUGGCGCCUGGGCCACUACUUUUGCCUGGCAUGUGGAAGACAUGGACCUGUACUCAAUCAACUACCUUCAUUUUGGCGAGCCCAAGCUCUGGUACUGCAUCCCACCAGCUUUUGCGAGAAAAUUUGAGGCUUUUGCAAGAGAACAUUUCAAGUCGGAAUUCCUCGCAUGUCGCAGUUUCCUCCGUCACAAAUCCAUUCUGAUAGAUCCGAAGGUUUUAGCCGCGGCCGGAAUUCCCACACGUCGCAUCUUGCAAUACGAAGGCGAAAUAAUGUGCACUUUCCCCUACGGUUACCAUGCGGGCUUCAAUACAGGCGUGAAUUGUGCCGAGUCAACAAACUUUGCUCUGCCGCGCUGGGUAGAGUAUGGCAAGCACGCAAGCAUUUGUAUGUGCUGGGAUGACACGGUUCGGAUAGAAAUGAGUCCUUUCGUCCGACGUCUCCAGCCUCACCUCUUUGAAGCCUGGCAAAGGGGUGAGCAAAGAGGACCGCAUCCCCUUGAACUAUACACGCCUCGUAUGCACAGAGACAUUACGACAUCAGUCAGUGUUGAAGACAACUUAAUUGUGGAGAGCGAUGAUCCAAAAUUGGCCGAUCUCAAUGUUCCAAAUCUCUUUUAUACCAACACAGCUUUGGCCGAAGCAGUCUUGCCGUUGUACCUAAAACGAAAUCGUAGGCUCCGGUCUCUGUGGUGUGGAUUCGAGGCGAAUCUCAAAACAAUUAUUAAUUUUAACCAAAUGAUAGGCACUCAAGAACCAUUUUGCUCGAUCUGCGCGUUUUUUAUGUCUCCAUUGGUUCGUCAGUCUAAUUUAAAGCCUCCUGUGUAUUUACUGAGUUAUAUGGUUGCGGAUUUGGAUUUACAGGCUACUCGAAAGGCGCUAUGUGAGCGACGCAAAGCGAAGCCCUUGCUCGAGUCCAGUGAGCCCUAUCUCUCUGAGGUGGCAUUCUGUCGGUCACCUUCCGAUUUUGCCAGGAUUCAUGCUAGGUGCGAUCCCAGAAGCCGUGUUCUGCUCUGUUCCCGAUGCAAAGUUGUCGUCCACGCCAGUUGCUAUGGUCUUGACGAUCUUGACUCUUACUCACCUUUGUGGAAGUGUGACGCCUGUAGCUCCACCGAUGAUCAACCCCAAUGUGUACUGUGUCCAAUGCGUGGAGGAGCCCUAAAGGCUUUGGCUAAUGUACGCCGCUCGAGUCGUGGAGAGCGGUUUUGGGUGCAUCUGGCCUGUGCUAUUGCGGUAGGGCCGCAACGGUGCUGCUUUCUGGACGUGCGCCGACGUUUUCCCGGCCUGUUGCAGCGCUUGCCGCGGUACACAGUACAGUGCUCGUCACUAUCACGUUUGGUCGGGAGGUCACGGCCACCACCUGACUCUCUACUGCAUGAUGAUAAUCGCCAAUGUCCAUUUCUGAAGGCCAUUCGUCCGCUUGGGCGCACCGAGAUGGUGCCUUGUAUCAGACCUCCGAAAGUGGCGAAGUCUCAUAGCUCUGAGGCACCGCGAUCAACAAUCUCAGACACAUUGACAUUUGCCUUCGAUAGUAUCUCAAGUAACGAGAAGUUGGAAAGAGAGGAAAAACCGACGAAAACGCUUUGCGAUGCCUUUGUCUCUGAACGCAACUCAUUGGCCAGGGUUGGUGGCAGUGAUUUUGAAAGCACUGCUAGUGGGGAUGUGGUUGUGAUUAGUGACUCUGAAGACGAUCACCAAGGCGAGAUUGGAUGCCGCCAUCGGUCGCGACGGCAAGCACGUCCGCCCUUUUGGGUCACUAAAGAUUACCUUCUUUCUCAACCGCAAAAAUUGUCCAAACCAAUAAAACCUCAUCCUAUGAACCCACAAUCCUUGCUAACAGGCCCCACUGUAGAAGGAUCAGGUUGGGCAGAAAUGGAGCGCAGAGACCAUUGUGAUGAAUGCGGUCUGCCCUCACCAGGUGGCCCCCAUUUAGAUUUGCCUCUUGUCCCCUGUUGGCACAAAAACUGUCCUGGUCGUUUUCAUCUCACCUGCGCCCAACUUGCUGGCAUCCUCAUUGCUACCAGUCAGUAUCCCCAUUGCUUCUAUGUCGCUUGUCGUCGACAUUUGAGUGAAUAUCGAGAGUUUGAACACGAUGAGGAAGAAGCACCCCUCCAACCUGGUGAUAUGGUUUACGCCCUCCACCCUGGUGAUGGUCACUACUACAGGGCUGUUGCUCUGACAUUGGCGGGUCCACGAGUAUGCAAAGUGGCUUUUCCGGAUGGUACUUUCUCGCGAGAUACACCUUCUGACUGCAUCAUUGGUCACGAUUGGCACAAACUUGGGCCACCAAAAGUGGGCUCACGGGUAAAAGUCAGGUGGACUGACAACCUUGAGUAUUCGGCUGUCUUUCAGGGUGCUUCAGUUGAUAAGUGGAACAUUCGUUUCCCAAAUGGCCAGACUCUUAGACUUCGACGUGACAAAAUUUUUCGAGUUAAUGCUCGAAUCCCCGCUCACAUCCGAAGCCUUAUUGUGCGUUGA
Hydatigera taeniaeformis is the source of this 3048-nucleotide messenger RNA. The record is from the annotation of a GenBank genome assembly. Lineage: Eukaryota; Metazoa; Platyhelminthes; Cestoda; Cyclophyllidea; Taeniidae.